AUGAUGGGGCUUCCUGGUGGCCCGUCCGUGCUGUCGAAUUAUGCAACCUUUCCCUCGUAUUCACUGUGGUUAUCGGCCCUACCACCUUUAUUGCCAAGCAUACCUUCGGUCUAUGUUCCACCAUUUUCCAUUAGCACCAAUUCUCCCACAACAAGUUCAACAGGCCCUCCUACGUUUCCAAGGGUCCCACCUCAGUCGCUGGGUACAGUGCAUACCACUUCGCAGUACACGGAGUCCUCUGAAUCUGAACCCAAUACUGUAACCCAAGGAGAAGCCAGCACAUCCAUGGUAACUACUUCAAAUGACGCAGCACCUAUCAUAUCUAGUUAUCUAGCUCCUUCAUCCAACGCGAUUUCACUGUCUACUUCACAAACCACUGCGAGUUCCACAAGCGACAACACUGCCUCGAACAGUCCGGUUGUGGCCUCUGUCACCUUAACUCGAACACAGGUUUCUACCAUUGUGGCUACCGAUGCGUCUGGGACUUUUACAUCCCUGGAGUCUUACAUAAUCGGGAGUGUUGUCGAAUCAACCAUAUGGACAGACGCUAGCAUCCCCUCCUCGUCGAGUGCUGGUAUCAGCUCAGAAGAGUCUGUGUCUCAUAGUCAACCAAACACGCCGAAGAUUCUCGCUGGCGUUUUUGGUGCUCUAGGCAUCGUCUUCCUACUUAUCGGCCUCUUGUUAUUGCAGCGCUAUCGCCGUCGUCACCGCACGCAGCAAUUCCACGACAGCUGGUUUGAUCACACACAGCGCCCCGAUUCGACGAUGUCCACGGUCUUCUUUGCUUCUCCGCCCGACUUGAUGCGCCGCCCGCUUUCGAGCUCGCCUGGCUCCACGACAAGCGCGAGCGAUAGUGGAUUCCUCACAGCGGAAGAGGGGAUGGACGAGGGCAAGUCUCUUGCUGCAAAUGCGCUUGCACUGACGAUUGCUUGGCCCGGAGGACAGUCGGUGUCGCGCAUGUCGGCUCAAUCGCUCCUACCGAGCCCAUACGAGAGGUCUAGUAUUCCGGUGAGGAACGGUAGAACUAUACUAUCUGUAAUUCAGGAGACCGGGAUGAGCGAUGCUGGAGAUAGUAAUUUGGAGGCUGGGGCCGGAUCCUGA
Molecule: messenger RNA, 1101 nt
Organism: Fibroporia radiculosa
Lineage: Eukaryota; Fungi; Basidiomycota; Agaricomycetes; Polyporales; Fibroporiaceae
Exons: 4
Coding region: 1-1101 (366 amino acids)
Source: RefSeq, a predicted model, not a curated record